AUGUUAAAUUCUCAAGUCAGAAAUUCCCUUAUAUUCGUUUCUUCAGUUAAAGAUGCAAGUGGUGCAAUUUGGGUAGGUAUACUAUUAGUAUUAACUUUACUUUAUUCACAAACAAAAAACAAGGGAUGUGUAGUUCAACCAUUUAGAAAUAUAGAACAAUGUCAUGGUAAUAAAUUCGAUAUCGAUAGAUGUAAGAAAUGUUUUGCCUAUGUCAAUCCUUACAUCGUGAGAGAACCAAACAACACUUACAAGUGUGUACUAUGUGAUACCACCAACAAGUUAGAGACUGAUCGCUAUCUCAAUCUGGCAUACAGUCAUCCUGAUCAAGUACCAGAGUUACAAUAUAACAAUUUAGUAUUAGAAGAUAUAAUAGAUAAUAAUAAUAAUAAUAGCAAUGAUAAUAAUAGUGAUGUUGGUGUUAUAGAUCAACAAUUAUUACAAUUACAACAGCUAGAGGAAUAUAAAGAGUUUGCAAAUAAUCCAAUCUAUAUAGCGGUGGUUGAUCACUCUGGCAGUGAAGAUCAGAUCAAUACGAUACACGAUGGUCUCGAAGCGUUGGUACAUGCACUUCCUGACAACUGUCUCUUUGGAAUGAUUAUAUACUCUCAAAAGAUUGGAAUAUUCAAUUUCAACACGACCGUUCCAUCUUUGAAAUACAUCGAUGUCAUAUCAUCGAGUAACGAUGACAUUGUAUUCGAUGAUAUAUUACCACUUACAAGUUUUUUAGUUAAUAAAUCGAAAUUUGAAACCAAUAUUUUGAAUGCUAUCAAUAUAUUACCUCAAAUAGAAUCGACUGUAAAUAAGAAAGGAGCAAUCAGAGCACUUGGACCAACUAUCAAUAUGUUAUUAGAUUAUCUAACAUUUGAUAAUAUUAAAUUUAAUGUAAAAGUUGGAUUGUUUUUAUGUGGAAAUCCAGUGUUUGGCGAUGGCACUGUCGAGAAAGAAUUCACUACAUUAGAAUCGUUGUACUCGAGCUAUCAGGAAGCAUCGUUUUUGAAACCAUCGACUAUGUUCUAUCAGAGACAGGCAGAGCGUGCCACUCUGUUGGGUGUGCAUUUCGAUAUGUAUUGCAUUGGUGCCAAGUAUUUCGGUUUGGACUCUAUCAAGUUUUUGACGACGUCGACCGGUGGAAAUCUCUAUAGAUACACUCAGAUCGGUCCAAAAUGCUCACUGCCACAAGAUAUCUACAAGCUGAUCUCCAAUGGCUGGGGAUUCCACGGACUGCUUCGUAUAAGAACCAGCAAGAACUAUGCCGUCGACAAUUGCUUUGGCAAUAUAAUACCAUCGAAAAACUAUGAGAAUCUCUAUCACAUUGAAUCAUGCUCAACAUUCACCUCAUUUGGUUUCGAUUUUAAAUUUACCGAUCCUUCUACAUUUGAAUUUGGAAGAAAACCAUAUAUUCAAAUUGCUUUUUCAUAUUCUUAUUUGGAACCUUUAAAUUCCAAUAGCAAUAAUAAUAAUAAUGGUGUUGGUGGGGGUGAGAAUGUUGAUGAAUCAUCAUCUACAAGUGGAAAUAUAAGGGUGAUAAAGAAGAGAUUGCAGAUUUAUACAGCACUGUUACAGGUUGCAAGUACACCGGUGGAGUUGUUCCAUUCGAUCGACUUGGAAACAACGAUUACACUUUUGACUCACAAGAUUAUCAGAGAGUCGCUCGAGAAGGUGUUUGCUACAGGCGUUGGAACCGAGACUGUUGCACCGUGCCAUCUACCCGGUGCUCUACACGUACGGCGCACCCAACAAUCUGGCAUCGAAAUACGUUGCACUCUCUAUGAACAGCAUCAAAGUAUCGAUUUCACACAUCUAUUUGAUGGAUACCUACGACAAGAUGAUCGUAUACUACAGUACGUCGGUGUCGGAGCAGCACGCAGUUUAGACCAAGAGGCACGCAAAUUCUCUGACUAUCUUGUAGAAGAAGACAAUAGCCAAGGUCAAUCAUUUGUAACUUUCAUUCGUGAACUUUCAUUGACCAUUCAUAAAGUUUUACUUUAA
Molecule: messenger RNA, 1989 nt
Organism: Heterostelium album PN500
Lineage: Eukaryota; Evosea; Eumycetozoa; Acytosteliales; Acytosteliaceae
Exons: 8
Coding region: 1-1989 (662 amino acids)
Biological process (GO): endoplasmic reticulum to Golgi vesicle-mediated transport; intracellular protein transport; COPII-coated vesicle cargo loading
Cellular component (GO): endoplasmic reticulum exit site; COPII vesicle coat
Molecular function (GO): SNARE binding; zinc ion binding
Source: RefSeq, a predicted model, not a curated record